Cuscuta campestris is the source of this 1934-nucleotide messenger RNA. The record is from the annotation of a GenBank genome assembly. NCBI's taxonomy places the organism in Eukaryota, Viridiplantae, Streptophyta, Magnoliopsida, Solanales, Convolvulaceae.
GCAUAAUUUUUUAAAUAAAUUGGGCGAUGUUAUAGGCUUAUAGCUGUCAAUUUGCUGAGCUGUGUUUGGUUAAUGGGCAAUACAUGCCGCGGAUUUUUAGGAGGGAAGCAGGUUCUGAGAUACGCCCAUCCCCAAGAUCAUUCCAGCUCCAAACAUAACCCUUCCUCAGGCCAAACCAAUUCAUCAGGCAAUCAAACUUCAGAUACCACCCGACCCGACCCGAAAGAAGACCAGCAGCUCUCUUCUAGCAUCAAUCCUAGAAAGGAAAGCAUCAUGAGUUACAGUGUUUUAGAUCACAAGACUGCCAACAUUUGUGACCUCUACACGUUGGGACGUCGACUAGGGCAAGGUCAAUUCGGUACCACUUUUCUCUGCACCGAAAUUUCUACUGGUAAGGAGUACGCCUGCAAGUCUAUUUCAAAGAGGAAGUUGAUUUCGAGUGAAGAUGUUGAGGAUGUUAGGAGGGAAAUUCAGAUAAUGUAUCAUUUGGCUGGUCACAAGAACAUUGUUAGCAUCAAGGGUGCUUAUGAGGACCUUUUGUAUGUUCAUAUUGUUAUGGAACUAUGUGGCGGGGGUGAAUUGUUUGAUCGUAUCAUUGAACGGGGCCACUACAGUGAGAGAAAAGCUGCUGAGUUGACUAAGAUAAUCGUGGGAGUCGUUGAGGCAUGCCACUCACUUGGGGUUAUGCAUCGUGAUCUCAAACCAGAAAACUUCUUAUUGGUUAACAAGGAUGAUGAUUUCUCACUGAAAGCCAUUGAUUUUGGACUUUCUGUUUUCUUCAAGCCAGGCCAAAUUUUCACAGAUGUUGUUGGAAGUCCAUAUUAUGUUGCUCCUGAGGUGCUUAUGAAGAGCUAUGGUCCGGAAGCAGAUGUUUGGACAGCAGGAGUCAUAUUGUAUAUACUGUUGAGUGGUGUUCCACCCUUUUGGGCCGAAACACAGCAAGGGAUAUUUGAUGCUGUUUUGAAAGGUGACGUCGAUUUUGAAUCAGACCCUUGGCCCAUAAUUUCAGACAGUGCAAAGGAUCUAAUCCAAAAGAUGUUGUGCAUGCGUCCUUCUGAGCGCUUAACUGCCCAUGAAGUAUUGUGCCACCCUUGGAUUUGUGAAAAUGGUGUUGCUCCAGAUAGGGCAUUAGAUCCAGCUGUACUUUCUCGCCUUAAACAGUUCUCAGCUAUGAACAAGUUGAAGAAGAUGGCCUUACGUGUGAUUGCGGAAAGCCUAUCAGAAGAGGAAAUUGCUGGUUUAACUGAGAUGUUCAAGUCCAUGGACACCGACAAUAGCGGUGCAAUAACAUUUGAUGAGCUUAAUGUUAGAAAACUGAUAGGAAGAACAGAUUGGCUGAUGUGGAUAACAGCGGCACCAUAGAUUAUGGAGAAUUCAUAGCAGCAACUAUUCACCUUAACAAAUUAGAGCGUGAAGAACAUCUUGUUGCAGCAUUUAAGUAUUUUGACAAGGAUGGUAGUGGCUAUAUCACUAUUGAUGAGCUCCAACAAGCUUGUGUGGAACACAACAUGACCGAUGUUUUCUUUGAAGAUAUAAUCAGAGAGGUUGAUCAAGACAAUGAUGGACGGAUUGAUUAUGGAGAAUUUGUUGCGAUGAUGACAAAAGGAAACACGGGUGUUGGAAGACGAACAAUGAGAAACAGUUUGAAUAUCAGUAUGAGAGAUGUACCAGCAGCUUAUUAGCUUCUGAAGAAACACAUCAUGUAUAAGGAAUGAGAGUAAUGAUGCAGCAAAGGCUUUAUCAUAUGCUCUGGCCCAUAGUUAGGGUCGGUAAAGCCAUGUUUGGGAAGAGGGCGGUCAACUAAGGCAACUAGAGUUGAUGUAGAUACAACGAAUUGAGACGAAGAGUAGUACUGCAUAGCAAGUCUGUUUGCUUAUGAGAUAAAUUAAGUACUACCUAGGAGGAUUUCUCAAGAAGAAAGUGAAUAGAGUUUC